AUGAUGAUGGACAAUCCUGCGCUUCAUCAUCAACAAAUCAUCCAAAUCAACGCAACUAAUCCUCCGAUUGUUGCCAAUGUCCAACAACAGCAAGCUAUACCACCGAACGCGAAAACGCCUGGCGAAAUGGACAACUUUCUUACCAUUCGCUUGCUUAUGCAAGGCAAAGAAGUGGGUAGCAUCAUCGGUAAACGUGGUGAUAACAUCAAAGCAAUUCGAGAAGAAAGUGGUGCUCGUAUAAAUAUCAGUGAUGGGACAACUCCUGAACGAAUUGUAACUAUGGUGGGAACAAUCGAAACUUUGUCAAGAGCAUUCGAUAUGAUUUGUCAAAAGUUCGAAGAUGAUUUAAAACAAACGUGUACAACAAUUCCACCUAUAACUUUGCGACUUGUUGUACCAGCAAGUCAAUGUGGUUCGAUUAUUGGUAAAGGUGGUGCGAAAAUCAAAGAAAUUCGAGAGACAACAGGUGCAUCUGUUCAAGUCGCUUCGGAAAUGUUACCGACAUCAACUGAACGCGCUGUGACAAUCUCAGGAAAGCUCGAAUCAAUUGAAUCCUGUUUUCGACAAAUAUGCCAGAUUAUGCUUGAAUCGCCACCAAAAGGUGAAACAGUUCCAUAUCGACCCAAAAUGAUGAUAUCACCUGUUCAUGCUCCAAUCAUUUUCGCUAAUGGACAAGCUUAUCAAGUCCAAGGCCAAUUUGCUAUACCAUUACCACCAAAUGAAUUGAAUGCAUUUGCUCCAUUAGCCUCUCUUGGACCCGGCGUGCCUUUACCUGCUGCACCUUUGAUGCCAAAUGGUCUUCCAGCAAAUCGUGCGACGCUGCAAUCCCAACGUGAGAUUACCAUUGCCAAUGAUCUUAUCGGUUGUAUUAUUGGUCGUGGAGGACAGAAGAUCUCUGAAAUUCGGCAAGCAUCGGGUGCGAAUAUCAAAAUCGCCGAUUUGGAUGAAGGUUCGCAAGAUCGUCAUGUAACUAUAUCUGGCACACCGGAACAAAUUCAAUUGGCUGAGUUUUUAAUUCAUUCAAGAAUUGCAUCGGAAAUUGGCGGAAUUUUAAUAACUCAUUAA
Adineta ricciae is the source of this 1065-nucleotide messenger RNA. The record is from the annotation of a GenBank genome assembly. NCBI's taxonomy places the organism in Eukaryota, Metazoa, Rotifera, Eurotatoria, Adinetida, Adinetidae.